AUGCGCGGCCGCCUGUGGCUGAGCCUGGUGUGGCUGCUGCUGGCGCGGGCGUCCGGCGCCGCGGGGACCCCAAACAGCCCGCGGAGACCGCGCAGCUACCCACACCUGGAGGGCGACGUGCGCUGGAGGCGCCUCUUCUCCUCCACCCACUUCUUCCUGCGAGUGGACCCCAGCGGCCGCGUGCAGGGCACCCGCUGGCGUCACGGAGCUGACAGCAUCAUUGAGAUCCGCUCCAUCCGUGUGGGCGUCGUGGCCCUCAAGGCUGUGCACACCGGCUUCUACGUGGCCAUGAACCGCGGGGGCCAUCUCUACGGGUCGCGGGUCUACACCGCCCACUGCAGGUUCCAGGAGCGCAUCGAGGAGAACGGCUAUAACACCUACGCCUCGCUCCACUGGCGUCACCGCGGUCGGCCCAUGUUCCUGGCGCUGGAUGGGCAGGGGUCCCCGAGGCGCGGUGGCCGGACACAGCGGCACCACCUGUCCACCCACUUCCUGCCCGUCCUGGUCUCCUGAGGUUCCCAGGGGCCACGAGGAGCAGCUGGACAGAGAUCCCACAAGAUGCCCGAGCUGCACGGCCGGGGGCUGGGGAAGCCCAGGCCCUGGCAAAGCACGUCUGGUCACUUCUCUGUUCCACAAGCAAUAACGGUGUGUCCGCAGUGUGCCGGGCUGGGGACACUGCAGGACCCCCACAGAUGCAGCCUGACUCCCAGGGGGCUCCUGUCUGAGUCUGCGGGGAGGUGGACGCU
This is a messenger RNA of Lynx canadensis (Canada lynx), 746 nucleotides long. It is a transcript of the gene FGF22, whose product is annotated as fibroblast growth factor 22. Gene Ontology annotation, molecular function: growth factor activity; fibroblast growth factor receptor binding. The coding region runs from base 1 to 513 and encodes 170 amino acids. The transcript has 3 exons. The record is from RefSeq and is a predicted model, not a curated record. Gene Ontology annotation, cellular component: cytoplasm. Lineage: Eukaryota; Metazoa; Chordata; Mammalia; Carnivora; Felidae. Gene Ontology annotation, biological process: regulation of cell migration; positive regulation of cell population proliferation; positive regulation of protein phosphorylation.